AUGUCGGAUUCUGAAAGCAGUAUCGACAGUUUCGAACUGAUGAAAAGGAAUUUAAGCAUGGAAACUGGCGAAUCCAGAUUCACAAAGAAUGAAGAUAACGACAAACUCGAGGAAUUUGAGCUCCUGUUUCGAUCAAUGAUGGAAUCUCGUGGUCCCUCUCAAGAGGACGAGGAGGCUCCCCCAGAGGAAAGAAACGAUGAGAAAAUUUCAGACAUGGCGGGUCCGGAAACGCCGACAGAUUAUCGUCUCGAAUUCAUUGGAUUGAUUGUGCAAAAAUCAUUGAAACUUAAACCGGAAAAAUGGGGACGUUUAUUGAUGAUUGAAGAACAUCGAAAUUGUGUUAUGGAAUUUUUGGACAAUCCUGUACCAGCUGCACUUUUUGUUGUACUUACACCAAAUGCUCAACUUAUACCAUCCUGUGGAUUUCCUAUUCCGUGUCAAAGAACUAAAGGGAUCUACACGAUAAAAGUGAAGAUAUCUUCAGUGCCAAACGAUCAGAAUGGAUGUGCGUCAAUGCUCAUCACCGGUGACUUGUCUCAUCGUGUUGUUGACGAGCUCGCCACACUUGUGGACAAUAUUUUCUCUCCUCUUCUUAGUAAAAAGGAAAAUCACAAAAAUCUCCCUGAAGUGGCACUUGAAGACAUCAAUAGACACGUUUAUUCCCUAAGAGGAACUCUUUAUCAAGUCAAGGGUCAAGUGAAUGGAAGAACAGUGCUUCCAAUGCCAGCAGGUCUUGAGAAAGUGUCAGAAGUUGAAAGAUUAGUUACCACCGAAGGACCACAGGCGGUCGAUUUAUAUCUCAAAAGUUCAAUAGAAGGUGUGGUGAUUAAAUGGGCUUAUUUGGUGAACGAUGUUGUUACACAAGAAUCAGCAUUUGCUUUUGAAAACGGACAAAAUCCAACACCUGACGUUGAACUUGAAUUUUGGAAUAAGAGACUUGCAAAUUUGAGAUAUAUUUUCGAUCAAUUGCGUGAGGAACGAGUGAAAAAAAUGGCAAAAAUUCUCGAACUCACUGAAAGUGCAUAUUUUCCAUGUUUUCGUACACUUUUUGAAAAUAUUGUCUCAUCAUUGGCUGAAUCAAAAGAAUUGUCACUUUAUUUAUCGCCAUUGGCAAAAUUUUUUAAAUCAAUUGAAGAAACUGAUUUUUCUGAAGCUAAACCAUUAAUGGCUGUUGUAAUACAUGCCGUUGGUUUAGCAUGGGCAAAAACGAAAUAUUAUCAAAAUUCUUCGAAAUUGAUAAUUAUGCUUAGGCAAAUUUCUAAUUUGUUGAUUCAAGAGGCACGUCGUUUUCUCGACCCGACAUUAAUUUUUCAGAGUGACGUUGAUGAAGCUUUGCAGAGGGUUCAAGUUUGUCGAGACGUUCUUGAAGAAUUUAAAAGACAAUUUGAAUUACGUAAACAUGAGCCUGGAAUGAAAAUUGAAGCGCCACCAUGGAAAUUUGAUCCAAAUGUGAUAUUUAUGCGUUUAGAUGCAUUUUUAAAUCGGUUGGCAAAUAUUGAAUGGCUUUUUCAUACGGUUUUGGAAUUUUCAAAAUUGGAAAAAAUUGAAAUUGGAAGUAUAUUGGGACGAUCGCUUAGUGCAAGAAUUGUUGCUGUUUAUAAAGAAUUUCAACAACUUUUCACAUCAUUUACAACAAGAUCGACUGAUGUAUUAGAACCAGAUGAUAAAUCAUUUGCAAUUGAUUGUGAAAAAUUUAGUGCAUCAAUUAUUGAUCUUGACAGUAAAUUGGCUUCUAUUUUGUGUCAAGCAUUUGACGAUUGUCAUAAUUUAGAAAGUGUCUUUAAGUUGAUAAACAUUGCGGGAUCAGUUUUAGAGCGUCCAGUAAUUUGUAAGCAAUUCACGAAUCGCUAUUCACGUAUCCUGGAACUGUUAAAGCAUGAGCUGACUCUGAUCGAAGUCCUGUUUAAUCUGGGUUCACGAGGAGCCAUGAGUAACCUUCCUCCAUUGGCUGCCGGUUUACAAUUUACGAGCAUGCUGAGGCAGCGAAUCGAUCACCCAAUUCAAGCCUUCAAAUCUCUCCAACAUCCAAUUGUUGAGAGUGAUGAAGGUAAAGAUAUAAUAGUCCGUUAUGAAAGACUAACAAUUAUAUUGAACGACAGAAAAGAUUCUUUGUUUAAUGAUUGGUCCAUAAUUGUUCCAAGAUUGGUUGACAAAGGAUUGAGUCGAUCUCUACUAACAAGAGAUUCAGUUUCAGUUUUGAGUUUGAAUUUUGAUCCCGAUUUAUUGGCAGUUUUGAAAGAAGUCACUUAUCUGAUACAGAUGUGUGAUAAAGAAAUUCCUAAAAUUGCACUCGAGGUAUCGGAAGCGUCAGAAAUGUUUCGCAACUAUCGGACAUUAUUGGGAAGCACUGUCAUUUCAUACAACAACAUUCGCAAGACAUCCCGUCGUGUUGAGUUCAAUCUAAUAGAACUUGAAGUCGCCAAAGUAGAUUCUCUCGUAUCGCGAGGUGAGAAUGAACUAUAUUGGAAAUCGGAGGGCCUCAACGAUUAUAUAAGUGAAUUAGGCACUUUGGUUGAAAAUCUUUGGGGUCGUGUAAAAGCAAGUCAAAUAAAUGUCGAUAAAAUUCAAAGUAUCUUUGAAUAUUGGAUAAAAACACCUCUAAUCGAAAGAAAAGAUCAUCGUAAAGAUUUAUUACUUUCAUUAGAUGAAAGAGUAGAAAAAGUAACAAAACGUUAUAGAGAUAUAAAAAAUGCUGCAAAUGAAAUUCAUUUUCUUCUUGGGGAAAAUGAAAAAUGUUUUGAAAUUUCUAAUAUUGAUAAUGAUGCAUGGAGGGAGUAUGUGGAAUUUAUUGAUGAUAUGGUAAUGGAAUCAUUGAGAAAAACAGUUGGUUGUAGUUUAAGUUAUUUGGUAGAAAAUAUGGAUCCAAUUUCACAGAAGGAGCCAUUAUUUGAAGCGUCAUUAGAAUUACGUGAACCUGAUCUUUAUUAUGUACCAUCAUUGGAGUCUGAAGAUCCUGAUGGUUUGGAGAGUUUAGUCUCGGGACUAUUGGCUGAUAUUAUUGGAAUGGCCACACUUGUUCCACGGCUCAAUAAUGGCAAAAGUUAUGCCGAUGAAUUGGAAGAUGACGAAGAUAUUAAAGCAAUGAAGGAGGAAAUUCUUUUUGGUAUGAAUCGAGCAAUUGAGGAGGCAACUGAUUUUUGCGGUGUUUUUGAAGGAUACGCGUACCUCUGGUUGGAAGACAGAGACACGGUGAUGCAACAAUUUUUGGAAUACAGCCGUCAAUUGACACUCGAUGAGAUGGAAAUAAUAGCAGCGUUAGAUCCAAAAUCACCGGAAAAAUGUGCGCCAAAAAUGGAAAAUUUUCGAGAACAAAUUGAUCUUUAUGAGGGACUUUAUCUUGAAAUUGAAGAAAUGGAACCUUUUAAAGUAUUUUGUGGAUGGUUUCGAGUUGAUUUGAAACCAUUUAAACAAUCAUUGCUUAAUACUGUUUGUAAAUGGUCAAGUAUGUUUAAAAAACAUUUGGUUGAAAGAGUAACAACAAGUUUAGCUGAUUUAGGCAACUUUAUCAGAUUGGCUGAUGAGGGAAUAUUGCAACAAAUUCAACCGGGUGAUUAUUCAGGUCUAGUCAGUGUAAUGGGUUAUUUAAUGCAAGUAAAAGAACGUCAACCAACAACCGAUGAAAUGUUUCAACCACUUCAAGAAACUGUGGAACUUUUAAAAUUUUACGAUCAAGAUAUUCCCGAAGAAGUUAAUGUUCUACUUCAGGAAUUGCCGGAUCAAUGGGCUAAUACUAAAAAAUUGGCUCAAAUGGUGAAACAACAAGUUGCUCCCCUUCAAGCUGGUGAGGUAUCAAGAAUUCGUGGACGUGUAUCGGCUUUUGAUACAACAAUUGUCCAUUAUCGUGAGGCAUUUCGUCGCUAUGGUUUUUUUAAAUUUACAUGUGAAAAUCCUUAUGAACAAUUGGACGAAGCCGAUAAGGAAAUAUGUAUGCUCGAACGACAAAUGAAUGAUAUACAAGAAUCGGCAUCACUUUUUGAAGUGACUGUAUCUGAAUUUAAACAUCUUAAGCAAUGUAGACGAGAAUUGAAAAUGUUGAAGCAGCUAUGGGAUUACGUGAAUAUUGUAAGAAGCAGCAUUGAGGGCUGGAAAACGACGCCUUGGAGGAAAAUAGACGUGGAGAAUAUGGAUAUUGAGUGUAAAAAAUUUGCCAAAGAAAUUCGAGUUUCUUUGGACAAGGAAAUGAGACCUUGGGACACUUAUAUAUCGUUGGAAGCGACUGUGAAAAAUAUGCUGACAUCAUUAAGAGCAGUUGGUGAGUUACAAAAUCCGGCCAUCAGAGAAAGACAUUGGAGACAAUUGAUGAACAGUACAAAGAAAUUGGGCAACAUGACUCCAGAAAUGACCGUUCAAUUUGUAAUGGAUGAAUCGACAACAUUAGCGGAUCUUUUGGAAUUAAAUUUACACGAGUGUGAAGAAGAAGUGAAAAAUAUUGUUGACAAAGCUGUCAAGGAAAUGUCAAUGGAAAAAUAUUUAAGGGAAUUAAAAGUUACAUGGUCGGGAAUGGAAUUUGAGAGGGAAACACACGUUAGAACAGGAGCAACAUUAUUGAGAGCUAGUGAGGAACUUAUUGAAACUUUAGAGGAAAAUCAGGUACAAUUGCAAAAUUUAAUAACAUCAAAAUUCAUUGCUCAUUUUUUGGAGGAAGUUUCGAGUUGGCAAAAAAAAUUAAGUAUCGCCGAUCAAGUAACGACAGUUUGGUUUGAAGUACAACGAACAUGGAUGCAUUUGGAAAGUAUUUUCAUGUCAUCGGAGGACAUAAGAAAUCAAUUACCAGUUGAUGCUGAACGUUUUGUGCGUAUUGAUAAAGAAUUUAAAGCAAUGACCGAAGAUAUGUCAAAAACGCCAAAUGUCGUACAAGCAACAAAUCGCGAUGGUUUAGCUGGAUCACUUGAAAUUUUACAACAUGAAUUAGUUUUAUGUGAAAAAGCACUUGCCGAAUAUCUUGAAACAAAACGUCUUGCAUUUCCAAGAUUUUAUUUUGUCUCAUCAACUGAUUUACUUGAUAUACUAUCAAAUGCAACACAACCGGCAGUUGUCGCAAAACAUUUGACAAAAUUAUUUGAUUCAAUGGCAAGAUUAAAUUUUGCCGAAACUAAAGAGGGCGAACCUAAACGAAUUAUAGGUAUGCACGCAAAGGAUGGUGAAUAUGUGGAAUUUACAAAUUACGAAAUGAUAUGCGAUGGUGCAGUGGAAGUUUGGUUGAAUCGUCUUCAAAUGGCAAUGAGAGUGUCAAUUCGUCAUUAUUUCAGUGAAUCAGUGGUAUUGUAUGAGGAGAAACCACGUGAGCAAUGGCUAUUUGAUUAUCCAGCGCAAGUAUCAUUGUGUGGCACACAAAUAUGGUGGACCACUGAGGUGACAUUGGCUUUUGGUAGAUUGGAGGAGGGUUAUGAUAAUUCAAUAAAGGAUUAUCUCAAAAAACAAAUAUCACAAUUAAGUACAUUAAUUUCACUUUUACUUGGUGAAUUAAGUAAACAGGAUCGUCAAAAAGUGAUGACAAUUUGUACAAUUGAUGUUCAUUCGCGAGAUGUUGUUGCUAAAUUGGUACAAGCUAAAGUUGAAACUGCACAGGCAUUUCAAUGGCAGAGUCAAUUGCGACAUCGAUGGGAUGAAAAGGAAAAGGAUUGCUUUGCCAAUAUUUGCGAUGCACAAUUUAAAUAUUCACAUGAAUAUCUUGGAAAUACUCCUAGACUAGUAAUAACGCCUCUAACAGACAGAUGCUACAUAACUCUAACGCAAUCACUUCAUCUUGUAAUGGGUGGUGGUCCAGCUGGGCCGGCAGGAACGGGAAAAACGGAAACAACGAAAGAUUUAGGAAGAGCAUUGGGUAUAAUGGUGUAUGUGUUCAAUUGUUCGGAGCAAAUGGAUUAUAAAUCAUGUGGUAAUAUUUAUAAAGGACUUGCGCAAACGGGAGCUUGGGGUUGUUUUGAUGAAUUCAAUAGAAUUUCUGUUGAGGUACUAUCAGUUGUUGCAGUGCAAGUGAAAUCGGUACAAGACGCAAUAAGAGAUAAGAAAAAUAAAUUUAAUUUUAUGGGUGAAAUUAUUGCACUUGUACCAACAGUUGGUAUAUUUAUAACAAUGAAUCCAGGUUAUGCGGGACGUACUGAAUUGCCAGAGAAUUUAAAGGCACUAUUUCGACCAUGCGCAAUGGUUGUACCUGAUUUUGAAUUGAUUUGUGAAAUUAUGUUGGUCGCUGAAGGUUUUCAAGAGGCGAAAAUUUUAGCAAGAAAAUUUAUUACACUUUAUACAUUAUGUAAGGAAUUAUUGUCGAAACAAGAUCAUUAUGAUUGGGGUUUGAGGGCUAUUAAAUCGGUGUUGGUUGUUGCUGGUAGUUUAAAACGAGGUGAUCCUGGAAGACCAGAGGAAGAGGUUUUAAUGAGAGCGUUAAGGGAUUUUAAUAUUCCAAAAGUUGUUUCUGAUGAUCUUCCAGUUUUUAUGGGUUUAAUAGCGGAUCUAUUUCCCGCACUCGAUGUUCCUAGAAAGAGGGAUAUUGAUUUUGAGAAAACAGUGAAGCAGGCAGCUGCCGAUUUACUUCUUCAGCCGGAAGAUGGUUUUAUUUUGAAAGUCGUUCAAUUGGAGGAGUUACUUGAAGUUAGACACUCGGUUUUUAUUGUCGGUUUAGCUGGAUGUGGUAAAACAAAAGUGUGGAAUACUCUGUUUAGAACGUAUCAGAAUAUUAAGAGGAAACCAAUUUACAAUGAUUUGAAUCCAAAAGCAGUGACAAAUGAUGAAUUAUUUGGAAUUAUUAAUCCAGCAACUCGUGAAUGGAAGGAUGGCCUAUUCUCAGUGAUAAUGAGAGAGCAGGCUAAUCUUGGAGGUGAGAAUCCGAAAUGGAUUGUCCUAGACGGUGAUAUUGAUCCAAUGUGGAUUGAAUCGUUGAAUACGGUUAUGGAUGACAAUAAAGUAUUGACUCUGGCGAGUAAUGAAAGAAUAGCUUUGACCCCGGCUAUGAGACUUUUAUUUGAAAUAUCGAAUCUACGAACAGCGACUCCAGCUACUGUUUCAAGAGCCGGAAUUCUCUAUAUCAAUGCUCAGGAUUUGGGUUGGAAUCCCUAUGUGACGAGUUGGAUUGAAAAGAGAACAUUGUCAAGUGAAAAAUCAAGUUUGGUGAUGCUGUUCGAUAAAUAUAUUCCCCAAUGUUUGGAAACAUUGAGAACGAGAUUUAAAAAAAUUACACCCAUCGCUGAUAUGGCACACGUAGAAAUGCUCUGUCAUUUAUUGAAUUGCCUUCUAGUUCCCGAAUUAACAGCAAAUGAUUUUUCCAAAGAUGAUUAUGAAUUAUAUUUUGUAUUCGCGGCAGUUUGGGCAUUUGGAUCAUCAAUGUUUCAAGAUCAGGCUGUUGAUUAUCGAGUUGAAUUUACCAAAUGGUGGGUUAAUGAAUUUAAACAAGUGAAAUUUCCCGCUCAGGGAACAGUUUUUGAUUAUUACAUUGAUUCGGAGACGAAAACUUUUGCACCAUGGUCACAACGAUUGCCACGAUUUGAACUUGAUCCUGAUAUUCCAUUACAGGCGGUUCUUGUCUAUACGUCAGAAUCAAUAAGGAUACGAUAUUUUUUAGAUUUAUUGAUGAAUGAAAAACAUCCUGUAAUGUUGGUUGGUACAGCUGGUUGUGGUAAGACUGUAUUGGUUUCAGAGAAAUUGUUACAACUCUCGGAGAAUUAUGCUGUGACUAAUGUGCCAUUUAAUUUUUAUACAACAUCAGAAAUGUUGCAAAAAAUAUUGGAGAAACCAUUAGAGAAGAAAGCUGGUAGAAAUUAUGGACCACCGGGUAAUAAGACUUUGGUGUAUUUUAUUGAUGAUAUGAAUAUGCCGGAAGUUGAUACAUAUGGAACGGUGCAACCACAUACUUUAAUAAGACAACAUUUGGAUUAUGAACAUUGGUACGAUAGAACAAAAUUAACAUUGAAGGAUAUUCAUAAUUGUCAAUAUGUGAGUUGUAUGAAUCCUACGGCUGGAUCAUUUACCAUUAAUCCAAGAUUACAGAGGCACUUUGCUGUGUUUGCUGUUAGUUUUCCUAAUGCUGAAUCAUUGACCACUAUUUAUGCCUCAAUAUUGUCUCAACAUUUAGCAAAUAUCGAGCAUAGAUUUCCUGUGAAUGUUACUAGUUUAUGUAAAAAUAUUGUCCAAGCUUCUCUUCAAUUGCAUAAUCGUUCUGCACAAGUGUUUCUACCAACAGCCGUUAAAUUUCAUUAUAUUUUUAAUUUACGCGAUUUAUCCAAUUGCUUCCAAGGAUUGUUAUUUAGUACGAAUGAAUGCCUACAAAUCCCUUCGGAUUUUCUUCGAUUGUGGCUUCACGAGACACAGCGUGUCUAUGGUGACAAGUUGGUUGAUGAGAAGGACAUUGAAAAUUUUUAUAAAUUUCAACUUGAUAUAUUGAAGAAAAAUUUUGAGGAAAUUGACGAAGGGACAGUUUUGGAAAAGCCAAAUAUUUACUGUCACUUUGCAGGUGGAGUUGGUGAACCAAAAUACAUGCCGGUCUUGGAUUGGCCAGUUCUUCAUCGUUUGCUUACUGAAGCUCUAGUCAGCUACAAUGAUCUAGUAUCGGCAAUGAAUCUUGUUUUAUUUGAAGACGCUAUGAUGCACGUGUGUCGAAUAAAUCGAAUUCUAGAAUCACCAAGAGGAAGUGCAUUACUUGUAGGUGUCGGAGGUUCAGGAAAACAAAGUCUAUCUCGUUUAGCAGCAUUUAUAAGUUCUCUGGAAGUAUUUCAAAUACAAUUAAGAAAAGGUUAUGGAGUUGCUGAUUUUAAAUUGGAAUUAGCUUCGCUCUAUACAAAAUCAGGAUUAAAAAAUUUAGGAAUUAUGUUCCUUAUGACUGAUGCCCAAGUGCCUAAUGAACAAUUUUUGGUCCUCAUCAAUGAUAUGCUCGCUUCCGGAGAAGUUCCUGAUCUCUUUCCAGAAGAUGAAGUGGAGAACAUAAUAGCUGGUGUACGAAAUGAGGUAAAAGGAGCUGGAAUUCUUGACAGUAGGGAAAAUUGUUGGAAAUUUUUUAUUGAUCGGGUUCGUCGUCAAUUGAGAGUUGUAUUAUGUUUCUCACCCGUUGGAUCAACAUUGAGGGUUAGAUCACGUAAAUUUCCAGCAAUUAUCAAUUGUACGGCAAUCAAUUGGUUUCAUGAAUGGCCUCAAGAAGCUCUUAUGUCUGUUUCAAAGAGAUUUUUGCAGGAACUCAGUGAACUUCCGGAAGGAUACAGAGAAUCGGCAGCAAAAUUCAUGGCUCAUGCUCAUACGACUGUCAAUACGGCAAGUCGACAAUAUUUGGCCAGCGAAAGAAGAUACAAUUACACAACGCCAAAAUCGUUUUUGGAGCAAAUUAGUUUAUAUACAAAGCUGUUGAAAGCAAAGGCAAAACAACUUCGCGGUCGUAUUGAAAGAUUAGAAAAUGGAUUGGCAAAAUUAAGAUCAACUGCAGUUCAAGUUGAUGAAUUGAAACAAAAAUUGGCUAUUCAAGAAGUUGAAUUACAACAAAAGAAUGAGGCAGCCGAUGCUCUCAUUGCAAUUGUCGGAGUUGAAACUGAAAAAGUGCAAAAAGAAAAAGCCCUAGCUGACGAGGAAGAGACGAAAGUUGCAAUAAUUGCAGAAGAAGUAUCAAAGAAGCAAAAAGACUGCGAAGCUGAUUUAGUGAAAGCUGAACCAGCUUUAUUAGCUGCCCAAGAAGCAUUGAAUACUCUUAAUAAAGCUAAUCUCACGGAAUUGAAAUCUUUUGGUUCACCACCGGGAGCUGUUACAAAUGUUACAGCUGCUGUUAUGGUUCUUCUAGCGCCAAAUGGAAAAGUAGCAAAAGACCGUAGCUGGAAAGCAGCCAAGAUCAUGAUGGCUAAAGUCGAUACAUUCCUCGAUUCAUUGAUUAAUUAUGACAAGGAAAAUAUUCAUCCUGAAGUGAUUAAGGCUAUACAACCUUAUUUAAAAGACUCGGAAUUUGAACCCGAAUUUGUUAGAUCAAAAUCAGCUGCUGCAGCUGGAUUAUGCGCGUGGGUGAUAAAUAUCAUUAAAUUCUAUGAAGUAUUUUGUGAUGUUGAACCAAAACGAAAAGCACUUGCACAAGCAAAUGCUGAAUUGGCUGCAGCACAGGAUAAAUUAAGUGGCAUAAAACGUAAAGUUGCUUCACUAGAGGAGCAAUUGGCAAAAUUGACAGCCGAUUUUGAACAAGCAACAGCUGAAAAAUUAAAGUGUCAAAAAGAAGCCGACGCCACGAAUGCAACAAUUGCACUUGCAAAUCGUCUUGUGGGUGGUUUGGCUUCAGAAAAUGUUCGUUGGGCAGAUUCUGUAGCAAGUUUCAUGCAACAAGGAGCAACGUUACCAGGGGACGUUCUAUUGAUCACGGCUUUCAUUUCCUAUGUAGGAUGUUUUACGAAACAAUUUCGAUUAGAUCUUUUAAAUAAACAGUGGUUGCCGUUUCUACGAAAUAUUGAACCAGCUGUUCCAAUUACGGACGGUCUUGAUCCAUUAUCUCUUUUAACUGACGACACACAAAUAGCAAAGUGGAACAACGAAGGUCUUCCAAAUGACCGAAUGUCAACUGAAAAUGCUACUAUUUUAUCAAACUCGGAUCGUUGGCCCCUGAUGAUAGAUCCCCAGCUUCAGGGAAUAAAAUGGAUUAAACAAAAAUACGGUGAGGAAUUAAAAGUGAUUCGAUUGGGUCAACGGGGAUAUCUUGAAAUAAUUGAAUUGUCUUUGGCAAAAGGAUCCACUGUACUUGUGGAAAAUAUUGGCGAAUCAGUUGAUCCUGUUUUAGAUCCUUUAUUAGGUAGAAAUUUAAUUAAAAAAGGACGUGCUAUUAAAAUUGGCGACAAAGAAGUGGAAUAUAAUUCGAAUUUUCGUUUAUUGCUUCAUACAAAAUUGGCGAAUCCUCAUUAUAAACCGGAGAUGCAGGCACAAACGACUUUAAUUAAUUUCACAGUGACCAGAGAUGGUUUAGAGGAUCAAUUAUUAGCCGAGGUUGUGAAAGCAGAACGUCCUGAUCUUGAGGAAUUAAAAGCGGAUUUAACGAGACAGCAGAAUGAUUUUAAAAUUACUCUCAACAGUCUGGAGGAUUCACUUUUGUCGAGACUUUCGUCAGCGGACAGUAAUGUUCUUGGGGACACGGCAUUGGUGGAAAAUUUAGAAACAACAAAACGAACGGCAGCGGAAGUGGAAAAAAAAGUGACGGAAGCUCGAGGAACUACUCGUGAAAUUGAUGCUGCACGAGAAUUAUAUAGACCGGCAGCAGCGAGAGCAUCACUUUUAUAUUUCAUUCUCAAUGAUUUGAAUAUGAUAAAUCCGAUUUAUCAAUUUUCAUUGAAAGCCUUUAGUGUCGUAUUUCAGAAGGCAAUUUUAAAAGCUGAUCCAGCGCCCGAUGUUGAGAGUCGUGUCGCAAAUUUAAUAGAAUGCAUUACCUAUUCCGUAUUUAUGUAUACAACGAGAGGACUUUUUGAAUGUGAUAAAUUAAUUUUUACAUCGCAAAUGACAUUUCAGGUUUUAUUGGCAAGAAAAGAAAUUUCUGCAACUGAUCUUGAUUUUUUGUUACGAUUUCCUAUUACACCGCAUGUGACAUCGCCUGUUGAUUUUUUGACCAAUACCAGUUGGGGUGGAAUACGAAGUUUAUCCAGUAAAGACGAGUUUCGAAAUUUGGAUAGAGAUAUAGAAACAUCAUCAAAACGUUGGAAGAAAUUUAUUGAAUGCGAGUGUCCUGAAAGGGAAAAAUUCCCUCAAGAAUGGAAAAAUAAAACGGCACUUCAACGAUUAUGUAUGUUGAGAGCAUUGCGACCCGAUAGAAUGACUUAUGCGAUUGCGACUUUUAUUGAAGAAAAAUUAGGUCCACGUUACGUUGAGGGAAGAACUGUCGAAUUUUCCAAAUCUUUCGAGGAAACAAGUCCUUCGACUCCUAUUUUCUUUAUUCUCUCACCUGGAGUUAAUCCACUAAAGGAUGUUGAAGAUUUAGGAAGACGAUUGGGAUUCACAUCGGAUAAUCAAAAUUUUCACAAUGUUUCCCUGGGUCAGGGUCAAGAGAGUGUCGCUGAAUCAGCAAUGGAUGAAGCAUCACAAAAAGGACAUUGGGUUGUUUUGCAAAAUAUACAUUUGGUGAAAAAAUGGCUACCACUAUUGGAGAAAAAAUUAGAAGUUGCUUGUGAAGGUUCAAAUUUAAAUUAUCGUGUAUUUAUGAGCGCUGAACCUGCGAGUUCACCUUCAAGUCACAUUAUUCCACAGGGAAUUUUGGAAUCGUCGAUAAAAAUAACAAAUGAGCCACCAACAGGAAUGCAGGCUAAUUUACAUAAAGCUUUGGAUAAUUUUACACAAGAAACAUUGGAAAUUUGUAGUAAGGAAGCGGAAUUUAAAUCGAUUUUAUUUUCAUUGUGUUAUUUUCAUGCGGUUGUUGCCGAGAGGAGGAAAUUUGGUCCUCAAGGAUGGAAUAAAAUUUAUCCAUUCAAUGUUGGUGAUUUGAAUAUCAGUGUUAGUGUUUUGUAUAAUUAUUUAGAAGCUUCUCCAAAAGUACCUUGGGAGGAUUUAAGAUAUCUUUUUGGUGAAAUAAUGUAUGGUGGACACAUAACCGAUGAUUGGGAUCGGCGAUUGUGUGUUUCAUAUUUGGAAGAAUUAAUGCAACCCGAUCUUGUCGAUGGAGAACUUCAUUUGGCUCCAGGUUUUCCUGCACCACCUAAUACAGAUUUAGUUGGUUAUCAUACGUAUAUCGACGAGGCAAUGCCACCAGAAUCUCCAUAUUUAUAUGGUCUUCAUCCAAACGCUGAAAUUGGUUUCUUAACAACAACUUCGGAGAAUUUAUUUAAAACCGUUUUUGAAAUGCAACCACGUGACGCUGGUAGUUCUGGUGGUCAAACUGUUACGCGAGAGGAAAAGGUAAAGCAAAUAUUGGACGAGAUAAUGGAAAAGUUACCCGAGGAAUUCAAUAUGACGGAAAUUAUGGGCAAGGUAGAGGAGCGAACACCCUAUGUAAUUGUUGCAUUUCAAGAAUGUGAAAGAAUGAAUUAUCUCACGGGUGAAAUUAAAAGAUCACUACGUGAAUUGGAUUUGGGUUUAAAGGGAGAAUUGACAAUUACAUCGGAUAUGGAGGAUCUUGAGAAUUCCUUGUUUCUCGAUCAAGUGCCCACAGUAUGGACCCAAAGGGCUUAUCCUUCACUUCUUGGACUCACUCCAUGGUUCGUUGAUUUACUCCUCAGACUUCGUGAAUUGGAAACAUGGUCCACUGAUUUUGUCUUGCCAUCGUCAGUGUGGUUGGCAGGAUUUUUCAACCCUCAAUCGUUAUUAACAGCAAUCAUGCAGUCGACAGCCAGAAGGCAUGAACUUCCCCUCGAUAAAAUGUGUUUGCAGUGUGACGUUACAAAAAAGAAUAAAGAAGAAUUCACGUCAGCACCACGAGAAGGUGCUUAUGUUCAUGGAAUCUUUAUGGAAGGUGCACGAUGGGAUGUUCAAGCGGGAAUUAUUGUUGAUUCACGACAAAAAGAAUUGUUUCCAACUAUGCCAGUGAUAAAUAUACGUGCCAUUACUCAAGAUAAACAAGAUUUAAGGAACAUGUACGAGUGCCCUGUUUACAAAACGAGAACUCGAGGUCCAACCUACGUUUGGACAUUUAAUUUAAAGACAAAAGAUAAACCGGCAAAAUGGACUUUAGCUGGAGUUGCAUUAUUGUUACAAACAUAAUUAUAUGUUAUAA
This is a messenger RNA of Leptopilina boulardi, 13636 nucleotides long. RefSeq names its product dynein beta chain, ciliary (gene Dhc93AB). The transcript is spliced from 36 exons. Gene Ontology annotation, biological process: microtubule-based movement. Gene Ontology annotation, cellular component: dynein complex. The coding region runs from base 1 to 13623 and encodes 4540 amino acids. NCBI's taxonomy places the organism in Eukaryota, Metazoa, Arthropoda, Insecta, Hymenoptera, Figitidae. Gene Ontology annotation, molecular function: minus-end-directed microtubule motor activity; ATP binding; dynein intermediate chain binding. The record is from RefSeq and is a predicted model, not a curated record.